AUGCCUUCUCAAGUCGCCAACACCCUUGCCGCGCCCAUCGCCAUCCCGGCUGGGCGCCGGACCAACCUGGGCCUGCUCACCACCCAAGAACUGUUCGCCAGCCUCAGCGCGACUCUCGCAUCCCACGCCGUUUCGGACCGGGACCCGAACCAGCUGGCCACGCCGAUUCACCACCCCACCGAGCACGACUACUCCGUCCCGGCGCCACCUCCGCCGAGUCCCGUGUCGUUCCGGGACCACUGGCCCGCUUCGAUGCGUCGUUAA
This is a messenger RNA of Dichotomopilus funicola, 264 nucleotides long. RefSeq lists its product as uncharacterized. Lineage: Eukaryota; Fungi; Ascomycota; Sordariomycetes; Sordariales; Chaetomiaceae. The transcript has a single exon. The record is from RefSeq and is a predicted model, not a curated record. The coding region runs from base 1 to 264 and encodes 87 amino acids.